Anas platyrhynchos (mallard) is the source of this 588-nucleotide messenger RNA. RefSeq names its product olfactory receptor 14C36-like. Gene Ontology annotation, cellular component: membrane. The record is from RefSeq and is a predicted model, not a curated record. Lineage: Eukaryota; Metazoa; Chordata; Aves; Anseriformes; Anatidae. Gene Ontology annotation, biological process: G protein-coupled receptor signaling pathway. Gene Ontology annotation, molecular function: olfactory receptor activity; G protein-coupled receptor activity.
AUGGCCUAUGACCGCUACGUUGCCAUCUGCAAGCCUCUGCACUAUGGGAGCCUCGUGGGCAGCAGAGCUUGUGCCCAGAUGGCAGCAGCUGCCUGGGGCAGUGGCUUUCUCGAUGCUGUCCUGCACACGGCCAACACAUUUUCCCUGCCCCUCUGCCAAGGCAAUGCUGUGGACCAGUUCUUCUGUGAAAUCCCCCAGAUCCUCAAGCUCUCCUGCUCAGAUUCAGACUACCUAAAGGAAGUUAGACUUCUGGUGGUGAGUGCAUGUUUAGCAUUUGGUUGUUUUGUUUUCAUUGUGCUGUCCUAUGUGCAGAUCUUCAGGGCAGUGCUGAGGAUGCCCUCUGAGCAGGGCCAGCACAAAGCCUUUUCCACGUGCCUCCCUCACCUGGCCGUGGUCUCCCUCUUUGUCAGUACUGCCAUACUUGCCUACCUGAAGCCCCCCUCCAUCUCCUCCCCUUCCUUGGACCUGAUGGUGUCAUUCCUGUACUCAGUGGUACCUCCAGCAGUAAACCCGCUCAUCUAUAGCAUGAGGAACCAGGAGCUGAAAGCCACACUGAAGAAACUGAUUCUAGUGGUAAUAUUUACUUAG